Molecule: messenger RNA, 9950 nt
Organism: Homo sapiens (human)
Lineage: Eukaryota; Metazoa; Chordata; Mammalia; Primates; Hominidae
Gene: LRRIQ1
Product: leucine rich repeats and IQ motif containing 1
Exons: 25
Coding region: 85-4929 (1614 amino acids)
Biological process (GO): regulation of signal transduction
Source: RefSeq, a predicted model, not a curated record
GUGUAGCGGCUAUGGGCGCUGUCUUACAACAAAGCCAAGGAAUCUCGCUGCUGAGGGCAGUUCUGUGCUUUAUUAUGAAGAAUAAUGGACGAUGAUGAUGCAAAGCUCAAAGCAGAAAUAGAAGCUGAAUUGGAUAAACUCAGCAUUUCCUCCUUGGAAAAAGAAGACAUUGAGAGUGAUGCAAAAUCAGAAACCCAGAGUGAUGAUAGUGAUACAGAUUCAGUUGAAUUACCAGAAUCAGUUCUUCACUGUAUUAACAUCAUAAAGAACAGGAGUAAAGCUGUUGAAGAGCUCAUUCUUCAGGACCUGGAAGAUACUGAUAUUUUAAGCUGUAGUUAUGGAGCAGUUUCUAAUAAUCAUAUGCAUUUAAGAACAGGACUAUCAACUGAAUAUGAAGAAAGUUCAGAGCAAUUAAUUAAGAUAUUAUCUGAAAUAGAAAAAGAAGAAUUUAUGAGAAGUAAAACCGAUUGUGCCACUCCUGAUUUUGUUCCUGAGCCUAGUCCUCAUGACUUGCCUAUGGAUGAACAUGUUUUACCAGAUGAUGCUGAUAUAAAUUUUGGAUACUGUGAAGUGGAAGAAAAAUGUAGACAGUCUUUUGAGGCUUGGCAAGAGAAACAGAAGGAAUUAGAAGAUAAAGAGAAACAAACUCUCAAAGCUCAGAGGGAUAGAGAAGAAAAACAAUUUCAAGAAGAAGAAGAAAAGCGACAUUGCUGGAUGAAACAAUUUAAAGUUGAAAAGAAGAAAUUAGAGAACAUUCAGAAGCAAGAACAGGACAAGAUGAAUGAUGAACUCUAUAAAGAAGAGAAAAUUUGGAAAGAGAAAUUUAAACAGCAUGAGGAGUAUAUUAGAAACUUGCAUUUACAAAUGGAAGAAGAAAGAACAAGAUUUAAAGACCAACAAGAAAAAGAAAAAAAUUCUUUGUUAAAACAGCAGAAUAAUGCAGCUGUUAAAAUUCAAGCUAAAUAUAAAGCAUUUGUUGCCUAUCAAAAAUAUGGCCCAAUUAUUAAAGAGCAAAUUGAAAGUAAGAAAAGGAAAGCACAAGAGUGGAAGGAAAAGGAAGCAAAAAUACGACAAAAGGAGGAAGAAAAUCGAAAAAGAUUAGAGGAGGAACAAAGGAUAAAAGAAGAGAGAAAAAAGCAAAAGGAAGAGGAAAGGAAAAGGAGAGAAAAAGAAUAUGAAGAAAAAAAGAAUAUUGUGAAACAGGAAAGAGAGCAACUAAUAAGCAAGGAAAAAAUAAUAUUAAGAGAAGAUGCAAGCCAACAGCUAAUAAUAAGUAGUGCAUUAAAGAAGAGCGGAUAUAAUAACAAACAUUUAAGUCUUGAAGAUAUUUCAAAUGAUAAGGGUGAUAUAGCCAAAAAUCUAGUGGAUGAAAAUUCAAAGAAGCAGGAAGAUGUUCUCCUUUGGCUAGUUGAGGAAUCAAAUAUGAAAGAAAAUGUAGAUAGACAGACUAUAUUAAAAGAAUCAAUACAAGUAAAGUUAAAAGAAUCUAUAUCAAGCCAAACAAUUCUGGCAGAUUUUAAAAUGGAAGAAAAAAAUGAAAACCUAGCAAAAAAACGAUGUUCAGAAGAAUUGGUCAAGCAAGAAAGAAAAUAUGAAAAUACAGAUAACAAAACUGAAUUGGGAAACUCUGAUCUAAAAGGAAAUCUGAAAGAACAGUUUCCAUUGCAAGAAUUAAAGUCUGAUGCACAAAAAGAAGAAAAAAUCAUGAAACAUGUCAUAAAUGAGAAUACAGGACAAAAAACCCAGAUAAUAUUAGGACAUAACCAAGAAAUCAGUGAGGUGAAAACCAAUGAAGAGCAGAAAAUAAUCAAAGAUAAUCAGCAGAAAAAGAUACAAAAAGUAGAAAAAGAAGAGAUACAAGAACAGAAUGGAUUAUUAUAUAAAGAUAAGGAUACUUUAGUUAUUUCAGUGAAACAAAGAUCACUCUCACUAACAUCAGAAAAUUCCAAAGAUGUAAGAGAAAACGUAAUAUUACAAGAAAAAGAAAUUUAUUCAAAAUCCAAAGAAAUUGAGGAGAACCCAAAAGACAAUGCUUGGAAUAGUGGCAUUGUGAUUUUUAACACAACUGAUACCAUGAUAAAUAUAGAAGGCAAAAGAAAUGACCAAGAUUAUGUGUUAGGUAGACAUGCUCCUUGUGAGGGCUUGAGUAACUAUAAUGCAGAAAGCUCCAUGGUAUCUAAAGAAGUCAACUCUCUUAAAUCUGAGAUUAGAAAUAUUUCAGAAAAAUGCCAUGAAAAUGCACCUGAACCUGAUAGCAUGACCUGCUGUGUAUCAGAGUCAACCCUUCUAUAUUCUAUUGAAGAAAGGAGACUAGCCUGGAUAAAAUCAUUUAAACCUUGGCUUGAAAUUUUCAAGCAAAAUCAACAAAAGAAAAUUGUUAGAAGAAAGAGACCUGUGAAAUGCCCAGCCAACAUGACACCCGCUUUGGAUAAACUGGAAAUUCUUCGAUGUGGCCCUUGGGAUACUUUACAGCAGGUUACAACAGUUACAUUUCAAGAUUUGCCAGGCUGUGUUCUCUCCACACUGGCAGAGUGUACAAAUCUUCAGUUUCUAUCCCUUCGACGCUGUGGAUUAACUUCUUUGCACAGCCUGAGUAAUUGUAAAAAACUUAAGUACAUUGAUGCACAGGAAAACCAUAUUGAGGCUAUUGAGUGUGAAAAUUUGGAAAAUCUCUGUGUUGUUCUUCUUAAUAAAAAUCAACUGACUUCUCUUCAUGGUUUGGAUGGCUGUACUAAUAUUCAGUGUCUUGAACUUUCAUAUAAUAAAAUUACUCGAAUUGGAUAUUCCUUCUUUCUGGAAGAAAAACUUGUUGACAAUGCAGGGUUCUGCCAUCACUUGGGCACCUCCACUUCUUACUUAUCCCUGGCACAAGUCUGGAUUCCAACUGGAUUAUGUUGGUCCUGGAUACCUAUUACCUCACUUACAAAAAAUUCAGAUUGUAAUUUCCUUAUCUCCCACUUAUACUGGAAUUGUGGUUUAGAAUCUUUGAAAAAUCUUCAACAACUAAUUUUGGACCACAAUCAGUUAAUUAAUACAAAAGGUCUUUGUGAUACACCUACCAUUGUAUACCUAGAUUGCUCCCAUAAUCAUCUUACUGAUGUAGAGGGCGUUGAAAAUUGUGGAUUGCUCCAAAUAUUGAAGUUACAGGGAAAUUAUCUGAGUGAGCUUCCAUCCUUGGAGAAUCUUGUUUUACUAAGAGAAUUGCACUUGGAUGAUAACAGCAUUUCAACUGUGGAAGCAUUUUCUUCAUACUGGCUGCCUUUACUACAAAAUAUUACUAUCUCUCAAAACAGCUUGACUAAAAUCGUACCACUUUUUCAUUUUGUUUCAUUGGAAAAGCUAGAUGUCAGCCACAAUUGUCUUUCUGAUCUUAAAAGUGCCAUAAAAUGGUUUGAUGCAUGCUAUUCUCUCCAUGAAUUGUCUCUUACUGGAAACCCACUUCUUCAAGAAACAAACUGGAGGGAUUCUCUACUUAAAGUGUUGCCUGCUCUGAGAAUCCUCAAUGGCAAUAUACUAAACUCUAAUUCAGAAAGCCGCACUGAAGAACACAAUCAACUGGGAUCAGCAGGUUUCCUGGCACUUUGUCAGUCUCAGAUUCGAGAAUUCAACUUGCUAAUUGAAAAUUAUAUAACUGGAAAAGGAGAUGUAUUUACCUUGGAUACUGCAGAAAAUCUCUGUCAUUAUUUUAAGAAAUUGAUGAUACUUAGUACUGAAUACCGACAUGCACACGAACGAGGGGAUGUAACUAUCACCAAGAAAGAUGAAUCAGAAGCCCAGAAAAAUCAUUUGGCCCCUACAAACAGUGACAGCACUCUGCAAAAUGGAGUCUUCUACUCUUGUGCACGUGAAGGUGAGCCAGACUCACCAGAUAUUCCUGAGAAAUGGAUGGACUCUGUCUCCAGCCACUCCCCAUUAAGCAAAUCCGCCACAUGUGAAAAUAUGGAAGGAAGACAUCAGGAAAUAUUAGUAUGUCAGAAGAGAGAAGACAGCAAGGCAAGCAGUAUUCCCACCAUAAGAAUCCCAUUUAAGGAAGUAGUAAUGACAAAUUCUUUGCUGAGGAAUCACCAAAAUAUUGAGCCUAGUGAAAAAAUUAUGGCAGCUGUGGUAAUCCAGUCAUACUGGCGUGGUUACCUCAUGCGCAGACAGACUCAUUUCUCCACAAGGCUACAUACUGCUGCAACAGAAGGCCUGCCAAAUUCUUCCAUCAAGAAUCAGACUAUUUUAAAGAAAGGAAAAAGAGAAAAUAUUGUGAAUAUCCGAAAACAGAGGGAGAAGGCUGCUAUUCUUAUUCAGGCAGUUUGGAAGGGCUUUAUUUUGCGAAAGAAACUGACAACAGCUCUAGAGGCUAUUAAGAAUGAAGAAUCCGAUGAAGAAUACAGAGAAAUAGAUUUAGAGGAUUUUAUAUUUGAUGAAGCUGCCUUAGAAGAAGAAUGGCUAGCAUUAGAUUCCACCCGCUUCCCUUCACAAACACUGCUUCUUUCAAACCAGCUGCAUUGGCCAAAGAUUCCUGGAAACUUAAAAUGGGAUGAUACUUCAUUUAAUUUACCAAGUAAUCCAGCUCAAGCAUGGUUAUGUAAUGACAAAGAAAAUUUGUCUUCUUCAGAACACACACAAUUUAAUAGCAGAUCAGAAAAUAAAACUUCUUCCUGGACACCUGAAUCAAAGACCAGUAGAAAGAGUUUGCUAAAAUCUGAAAAAGAAAAAAAAAUUUCAGAAGAAUGGGGCUUUAAGGAUAUUUCUACUGCUCAGCAAAUGUUGAAGAGGGCACAGAAAAUGAAAUCGAAGAAACUAAAGAAAAAAAUAGAUUCCACUGUGCGUCUAGCCUUAUUCAAAAACAAUGAAAAUAAAGUGUCUCUUCCAAAAUCACCAAAGAUGGUACAGCCCAGAAGAGAUGGUUACUUUGAAGGGGAAAACAGUGACGAAAAGUGAGGCAAAAUCAUUUGUUCAUUGCUGGCCAAGUUGAACCCCAUGUUGUCUUUAACUGCUGCUCUGGAAUUAUUCACUUCACAGAAUCACAGAUAUUUCCUGAUGCCACAGAGUGCAGCUUCCAAAGAAAUAUCCCAACUUACCCCUACUGCCCAGUAGAGAGUGCCUCCUGAACCCAAUUCUUCUGAGAUACAACUUUAUUAUAAAAUGCACCUCUUUUAAAAGUGCAAUACAAUGAACUCUACUAUAUUUACAGUUACAUAACCAUCACCAAAUCUAGUUUUAGAACAUUGGAAGAUCUUUUAUUCCUUAAGAAAAAAAAUCAAAUAAAAUUAGUGGUUGGGCAUCUGAUGCCCCCCAGAAAAGUGAGGAAGAUCAAAAUUAAAUUUUCCUGUAGGUUCAUAUUGAAUAAUUCCAUGUGGAACAGUAUCUCAGCACAAUGGUAUGCCAACACUGUCUUAUAAUUUCCUUGGUUUUGUUGAAAUUGGAUCAUACUGUAGAACUGCUUGACUAUUGCUUUCCAAAAUCCACAUUUAUUUUAGUAACAUUGUAUAAAUUUAAAAAAAAAUUACUUUCUAUCUCCACUCUGCAAUGUUGACUAUAUGGGGUUUCCAUGAUUCUUCUUACAAAUUUGAUUUUUAUUGUGGCUUUUUCUGAACAUCCCUAGCAAAAACAUUAGUAGCAAGAAAGGAUGGUAGAUAUAUCUCUGUUGGUCUAUGAUUAAAAAUAUGCUUAAAUUCAAGGAAUAGUUGAUAUUAAAUAUCAAAUUAUAUUAAAAAUAUAAGGUAAAAUAUUAUACCAUUUUUACAGUCUAUGUUUUACAGGAUGUUCUUCUAUUUUUUCUAUAUUCAUAAAAUGUUGACCAUUUUUGUCUGGCUACCAGAUUUAGAUCUUUAACUUAAUCAAGUCUGAGGAGCCUUUGACCACGCCUGUCCCCAGAGUCACCUCAUAUAUGUGCCAUGUGUCACCUAUUAGCCAGUUUUUCCUAUGAGACAAGUCUGAGAGCCUGAACACUUUGCAGAUUUAACAUUGGCUUAUUUUAUUUAUUUGUUUAUUUAUAUUUAUUUUGAAUCAGAUGCCUGUCUUUGUUUACCUUUGUUACCAACCUGUAAUACCUACUUGGAUUUCAAUAUCCUAUAUUGUCUUAGAACUCAAAACAAUUUCUUGGUUAUUGCCUUAAAGAUCUGCAGCCAAGUUUCUUUUUUUUCUGUCUUAAUUGUUUAGUUUGGAGCUCUGACAUCAUUUAUAUUCAUCACUUGCAUAAGAACAAGCAUAGCUUAAUGGACAUUAGUGUAGAUUCUGGAGUUAGUCCAACACAGUUUGAAUCUUGUCUUUAUCGUUUAUUAGCUCUGUGACCUUUGGGAAGUUGUUUAACUUCUCUGUUUCUCAUUAUUUUUCAUCUAUGAAAUAAGAGGCGAACAGUACUUAGGCAUGGGGAGUAUUGUGAGGAUUACAUAGAUUUUAUUUGUGAGAAUCUUGGAACACACAAUCUAAGUACAUAUUAAGUGCUCAAAAUGUAAUCAUUAGCAAUAGUCAUUUUAAAAGUAUGGCAUCCCUUCUUGUUCUUGUUUACAAUUAGUUCUCUUUAUUCCAUUUAUUAUUAAGUACUGUGCUGAGAGUUUUACUUACGUUCUCUGAUUCAGUGCUUUCAGAAACUUUGAGAAAGGUAUUAUGACUGUCAACAUUUUACAGAUGAUAAAACAGUAGUAUUGAGAGAUUGAUAGGUGACUUGACCAAGGUUUCUACAUAGAAAACAAGUGGCUGAAGGGAAAUGGUAAUAAUUUCUUUGACAAAUAAAGCUUGCAAAAUCAAAACAAAAUACAAAUGUUAGAGAAAAAAGAUUACCAGGUAACCAUGAAAUUUAUACCACUUAGAAUUAAAAUACUUAGGAAAAAAGUAAAGACUAAUUAUUAAAAUAAGGUAAAACUCUGAGAAAACCAUAAUCAAUUUUGGUUUUUAUUCCUUUCUCAUAGUUGCAUUAAUAUAAUUUAGGAUAUCAUUUAGUGCCAACAUGGUAAUGAAGAUUUGAUUUGUGACCUAUAGUUAGCUGCUAUCUUGGAUAAUGUUAUUAUUGAUAUUAUUAUGAUAACCUAAUAUUAAAUAUCAAGUCUGUGAGAUUAUUAGUAAAGAGUGACCAUUUUUAAAAUAAUUCCAACUUUUAUUUUAGAUUCAGGGGUAACAUGGGCAGUUUUGUUAAAUUGUGUAUGAUACUGAGGUUUGGGCUACAAAUGAUCUCAUCACCCAGAUAAAGAGCAUAGUAACAAACAGGUACCGUUUUUCAGCCCCUGGUUUCCUCCCUCUCUCCCCACUCUAGUAGUUCCUGGGGUCUAUUGUUUCUGUCUUUGCGUCCAUGUGUACCUGAUGUUUAGCUCCCACUUAUAAGUGAGAACAUGCGGUAUUUGGUUUUCUGUUCCUGCAUUAAUUGCCUUAAGAUAGUGGCCUCCAUGUUGCUGGAAAGGACAUGAUUUCUUACUUUUUUUUUUUUUUUUUUUUUUUGAGACAGAGUCUUGCUCUGUCACCCAGGCUCAAGUGCAGUGACACUAUCUCUUCUCACUGCAACCUCUGCCUCCCAGGUUCAAGCAAUUCUCCUGCCUCAUCCUCCCAAGUAGCUGGCAUUACAGGCACACGCCACCACGCCCAGCUAAUUUCUUUUGUAUUUUAGUAGAGACGGGGUUUCACCGUGUUGCCCAGGUUGGUCUCCUGAGCUCAGGCAAUCCACCCGCCUUGGCCUCCCAAAGUGCUAGGAUUACAGGCAUGAGCCACCGCGCCCGGCUGAUUUGAUGCAUUUUAAUGGCUCCAUAGUAUUCCAUGGUAUAUAUGUUCCACAUUUUCUUUAUCCAAACCACUGCUGACGAGCACCUAGGUUGAUUUCAGGUCCCUGCUAUUGUGACUAGUGCCGCGAUGUACAUACGAGUGCAUGUCUUUUUGGUAGAAGGAUUUAUUUUCCUUUGGGUUUAUACCCAGUAAUAGGAUUGCUGUGUCGAAUGGUAGUUCUAUUUUCAGUUCUUUGAGAAAUCUCCCACAUUUUGAAUCACAUGUUUUAAUUUUCAGAUAUAUGAGAACCUCCCCACAGAGCCUAUAUUUUUGCUUCAUUAUUCCUAUUUUUAUUUAUACAUAAAUUAAGUCACUUUCCUGCCCUCAUCUACUGAAACUUCUAAAUUUGCUACUUCUAAAGUCAAUGCCAAAUUCAGACUUCUGGCUUUGGUCAGGGAAGGAAGUUAGCCAAGCCAGGAAAAAAAUUUAGUCUGGCGCAACAACUUUCUGAGGAAUACGGGUUUAUUUAGUCUUAGCUCCUCCAUUCCCUGGGACAAUUGUACUCGAUUUCAAGUCAGAUUUUCUUAAUUCCCAGUCUGCUGCUGUCAUCACUAACAUGCUUCCUAUUUGUUCUUUUAUAAAAUAGAAGAUUUGCAGAUAACUCAUGGUUUUAUAAACAUAUAUUCAAAUAUUUUUGUAUUAAAUGUUUAAAUAUUGAAUGUAUUAAGAAACCUAUAACUUCUAUAAUUUUUACUCCAGAACAUUUCUUUUGUGAUACUUUUUACUUUAGAAUUAUAAGCAUUUUCUCCUCCUGACUUCUCCUUUUUAAUGCCAGCUUAGAGAACAGUUUAUGUUGUGUAGAUUGCUUUAAAGGAGGUCUUGCAUUUCCCUAGCUGUUUAUAGUACUUGCUAAUAGUGCCAAUGACUAUGUAUUAAGAGAUGGCAGCAUAAAUGCCACAGGGCAUAUGCAGGCAACAAAAUACCUGAAGGCAGCCCCGUAAGAAGAGAUGCUCAUAAUUUUAUUCCACUGAGCAAGAUUCAAUAAUUAGUCAAAAUUAUCAUGGAUGCAAAGAUUUAUAAAAUGUGAUUUAUCAGUAUGUCAGUCUCCAACAAACACUAUAUUUUGAAUUACUGUUUUCCUACUAAGUUUUGAGCUCCAUGUAUUUCUUUAAUACCCCUAGCCCUUAGCACAGUGCCUAAUGUAUAAUGGAUAGUUAAUAAAUGUUUUUUGAUGAAUAACUGAAAAAUACAAAGGACCCUGGCAUUAAAGAGUGUCAAACAUAGAUGGAGUUGCAAUAUGCUUAUAUAAUAUUUUUUAACAUGCUGUUUGCUUUGCCAAAUUAGACUCAUUGCCCUAUGCAAUCCAGAAAAAUCUCUUCACUUGGCUAAUUUGUAUUAUCUCAGGCAUUUAAUUUUUUAGGAAGACUUUUCUGAUUCUAGUUUAGAACACCACUCACUGUGUGUCCUGAAUAAACUUUUAUAUGCCAUAUGUAUUAUUAGUCAGGGUUCUCUAGAGGGACAAAACUAAUAGGAUAGAUGUAUAUAUAAAGGGAAUUUAUUAAAAAGUAUUGACUAACACGAUCACAGAGUGAAGCCCCACAAUAGGCCAUCUGCAAGCUGAGGAGCAAGGAAGCCAGCCCGAGUCUCAAAACCUCAAAAGUAGGGAAGCCAACAGUGCAGUCUUCAGUCGUUUGCUGAAGGCCCAAGUGCCUCUUGCAAACUGCUGGUGUAAGUCCAAGAGUCCAAAAGCUGAAGAACUUGGAGUCCAAUGUUCUAGGGCAGGAAGCAUUCAGCAUGGGAGAAAGAUGAAGGCUGGAAGACUCAGCAAGUCUCUCUUCCAUCUUCUCCUGCCUACUUAAUUCAAGCCAAGCUGGUAGCUGAUUAGAUGGUGCCCACCCAGAUUGAGGGUGGGCCUGCCUUUCCCUGUUUACUGACUCAAAUGUUAAUCUCCUUUGGCAACACCCUCACAGACACAACCAGGAACAAUACUUUGCAUUCUUCUAUCCAAUCAAGUUGACACCCAGUAUUAACCAUCACAAGUCCACCCCUUGUCAACUUGAACCCAUUCACAUGUCCUGACAUCACACAUAAUCUUCAAAUAAAGACAAUAAUAAGGUCAUAAUAAUGCCUAACCUAACGCAGCUAGCAUUCAUACAAUCGGAAGUGCACUAAUCCUUAACCUAAAUGCUAUUACAUAAAGUUAACAACACUUAAAUCCUGUCAUGAAGUCAAUAAAUUUUAUGGCACAUUAUAAAGGAAAAAGAAAGGAA